AUGGCUUGGUUAGCUAGAUCCAUUGCGAACUCACUCAAGCUCGAUGAGGAAGAUGAAGAUGAUGAUAAGCGACGGGUUGGUGAAGAGUCUGGUUCGAAUCAAUCGCCGUCGUUAUCGUUGUCGGAGUUACAGUCUCCUCGAGGCGUUAAGGAAGACAUCUCCGAGCUUACGAAGACAUUGAGAACCCAAUUUUGGGGAGUAGCUUCGUUUCUCUCGCAACCAUCUCCGUCUCCGGAUCUUCAGGAGAGGAAUCAGAGUCCUGAUCAUGCGGAAGAAGGUGAAGACGAAGAUCUGAUUGCUGGGAUUAGGAACGAUUUUGCUGAGAUUGGCGGGAGAUUCAAGACGGGGAUUUCGAAACUCUCUGGAAACUUACCGGUCUCUGAGUUCACUAAGAUCGCUUCGAAUUUCUUACAAUUGGGAUCAGAAGAAGUAGAUCCGAAGGAUUACGAUGUGAUCGGAGUUACAGAGGAAUUAGUUGCUUUCUCGAAGGAUCUAUCGAUGCAUCCUGAGACUUGGUUGGAUUUUCCUUUACCUGAUGAAGAAGAUAACUUUGAUGACUUUGAAAUGACCGAUGCUCAAUACGAGCACGCUCUGGCCGUGGAAAGGCUUGCACCGAGCUUGGCUUCUUUGAGGAUUGAGCUUUGUCCAGAGUACAUGAGUGAGAAUUGCUUCUGGAGGAUUUACUUUGUACUUGUGCAUCCUAAACUCAAUAAACAAGAUGACUUGCUUCUGUCCACUCCUCAGGUACUCGAAUCAAGAGCAAUGUUAUCCCACGAGUUACAAAAAGGAAGCAAAGCACCGGUAGAAGCAGAGUGUUCUGAAGCGAAUGUUGCAAUUAUUGAACCACUUGCUGUGCCUGAUAACCUUUCACCGGAAUCAACAGCUGUUAAAACCGUAAAUCUGAACGAGUCACCCGACUUUGAAACAGAUAAGCACCCAAUCGAGAGCAAGGAGAUACAAGUCGUUGACAAAUCUGUCAUUGAAGAAAGAAACACAUCAACUGCUUCUUCAUCUACAUUUAUCAACGUGCAAGUCGAGAAUGAAAAAGAAGACGAUGGAGAUGACUGGUUGAACGAUGAGGAGACUUCAGAAUCUGUUAGCGGCAUGAAAGGAGGAGCAACAACCAAACAUCCUCUUGGUGAAGACGAAGAAGAUGUAUCAUUCAGUGAUCUUGAAGAAGACGAUCAAGGAGACGUACCGGUGAGUUACAAGAAAGUUACUAACUCUGAUUCACCAGACUGGGUUCAGCUACCAAGACCAGUCCGGUAA
Messenger RNA from Arabis nemorensis, 1269 nucleotides. Lineage: Eukaryota; Viridiplantae; Streptophyta; Magnoliopsida; Brassicales; Brassicaceae. The record is from the annotation of a GenBank genome assembly.